Branchiostoma belcheri (Belcher's lancelet) is the source of this 2288-nucleotide messenger RNA. Its product is annotated as 3 beta-hydroxysteroid dehydrogenase type 7-like. Bases 631 to 1704 code for a protein of 357 amino acids. Gene Ontology annotation, biological process: steroid biosynthetic process. The transcript is spliced from 4 exons. The record is from RefSeq and is a predicted model, not a curated record. Gene Ontology annotation, molecular function: 3-beta-hydroxy-Delta5-steroid dehydrogenase (NAD+) activity. Lineage: Eukaryota; Metazoa; Chordata; Leptocardii; Amphioxiformes; Branchiostomatidae.
AUGCCCUAAGGCGUAAUGCCCUUUACCAGUGCCCCGUACCAGUGCGUGCAAGGCGACAGGUAAGACGGGACAAAAGCUAGCUGAUUUGAUUCACUCACACCGGGGACUUGAAGAAUGCCGACGGGGUCCUUGAAUGUGUAGUGUGUGGCUCCCCUCUACGAUUUUGAGCGAGACAUUCGUCCAAUCUGAAUUGUAACUUUUUCCAGAAGCCGGGAGCAACUGUCCAAUGAGUGACUUCGGUCCGGGGUAUCCAGCAUUCGAUCGUCUCCAAUGGGAACGACAUAGACCCUUAGACCCAGCGCCCUUCAACAAGAUUAAUUGUUAAACAAUUGUGGUCGAACUGUGGCCUUGAGAUAGAUCAAACAAUACUCUGCUCCUAGACUACGCGAAACACUACACGUAGACACGUGUACCCUGGGUAAAGGUAAAUGUCUGUUACAUCAUCCUCGCAACUACGCAAACUUCAGACGUCCGGACUGUGGGCAUACUAGUAGACCAACGGCCGGGUGAACAACUGGGCCGCACUCGAGGACAAUCACAACUCAGAGUCACAUCUCAGCAGAGUCUUCCAAGAAGCCCUAGGACUGACGAUACAAGGCCGCUGGGUCUGUGCACCUCGGACACUUAAACAUGCCGCAAGAACUGACCUACGUCAUCACUGGCGGAUGUGGCUUCCUUGGGUCACAUCUAGUGCGCAUGCUCGUGGAGAGGAAGGAACACAUCCGGGAACUUCGGGUGGUGGACAAAAAAGUCAGAGACUUUCCAACACUUGAUGACAAGUCAAAAGACAAGCUCCGCGUGUACGAAGCAGACAUCCGAAGUAGAGAGCGAAUGUUGGCAAUCUGCUCGGGUGCUGACGUCAUCAUCCACGCAGCCUCUCUCAUCGACUUUCCCGACGGCACCUACACGCAAGAGGAACUAUGGGAUGUCAACGUCAGAGGCACAGAGAACCUUCUCAACUGCUGCUUGGAAACGAAUGUCCGAUGUUUCGUCUACACGAGCAGUGUAGAUGCCUUCGGGCCCAACUGGCGAGGAGAUCCACUCGAAGAUGGCGACGAGGAGUCACCUUACGACCGCAGCCGUCUUUCCUCGGCCUACGGAACAUCCAAGAUGGCGGCCGAACGUCUGGUGCAGGAGAUGAAGGGAAGGACGACCAAAAACGGCGGGAAACUUCACACGUGCGCACUGCGACCCCCACACAUAUAUGGGGAGGGUAGUACGCUCGAUCUCUCGUUCAUCGAAGUUGCGAAGCGCGGAGCAAGAAUCUCUAAGCCCGAUGUAAAAGCUCGACAGGUGUAUGUAGGCAACGUGGCUCUUGCUCAUCUCUUAGCGGCAGAGAAGCUAGCUUCCCCUGAUGGUAUCGCUUAUGACCCCGUGUAUAACAUUCACGACGACACUCCUAUCACUAAUUACCAAGAAUUCUUUGAGUACCUCUCCCCAGAUGUCAAAAUCCAGGAGAGGAUGGUCCUUCCUCUGUGGCUUCUCUUUUUCAUAGCUCGAGUUUUUGCAUCGGUGCGAUUUCUCUUGAAACCUUUUUGCAACUUCGUCCCACCAGUGAGUCGUAAUGUGCUGUUGAACUGUAACACGACAUUCUACUUGAACUGUGCAAAAGCUAGAAGGGAUCUGGGAUACUCGCCUUUAUAUACAUGGGAGCAGAGUAGACAGAGAACGGUAGAUUGGAUAGAAAGCCAACUGGCCGGAUAAGUGGUGGAAUGGUGGUCAUUUGAUUAUGGUUGGUGACUUUGAAUCUCUUUGAAUCUUUGAAGUUCUUAGUUAGAAUCCCUUGCAGUUCCCACCUCAGAUUUUUAGUAUAUUCUUUACUGUUAAUAAGUAAGUAUGUCUGUAAGUACAGAUCAGACUGGUCUUAUCUUUUGAGCAAGUAGAUUGAAAUACGGAGUCACCCACACGACUAAAACUGGUGUCAGAACUGGGAUUAGCGUAGUUUCAUCAUUCGAUACACUGUACAAUAUUUCUUGCUGUUGACUCCAGCUUGCACACUGUAGUAUAAAUCGAAUGUAUUUUUUUUUCAGCAGGACUGGUUUUUAUCAUUACUUUUCUAAAUAUGGUAAUUUGGAACAUAUUUGUGGUCCCUAACAUGCAGUGAUGUAUAAUUGGGAGUGCCGGAUUUGUAUCCUGCUAUGUAGCACAUUUAUUUAGAACCAGUCCUACGUAUUGUUAUUUGGAGAGCUAAGUGGCAAUGGUCAGCUAUAUCGACGUAAAAUGGUGUCAGAAGUGGGAUUGGUGCUGUAGAAUCAAUAGAUUCCAUGUACACUGUAUAUGUAUGUAUA